CGGGGGCGUCGCAGCAGUAGCCGCCGCAGCCGUAGCCGCCGCCGCGGUCGCCAUGGGCACGCUGUUCCCGUCGCUGCUCCCCCGGGUCACCGAGUCCCUGUGGUUUAACCUGGACCGGCCCUGCGUGGACGAGAACGAGCUGCAGCAGCAGGAGCAGCAGCAUCAGGCCUGGCUCCAGAGUAUCGCCGAGAAAGACAACAAUCUAGUGCCCAUCGGCAAGCCGGCUUCCGAGCACUACGACGAGGAGGAGGAGGAGGACGACGAGGACGACGAGGACAGCGAGGAGGACUCGGAGGAUGACGAGGACAUGCAGGACAUGGACGAGAUGAACGACUACAACGAGUCGCCCGACGACGGGGAGAUCAAUGAGGUGGAUAUGGAAGGAGCCGAACAGGACCAGGACCAGUGGAUGAUAUAAAAGGUGCGGGGGCAGGUUGCAGACGAGGCCGGCGAGGAGGGGUGGGGUGGCACCAUGGGUCCCCACCACCCUGGCACGGCUGGCACCUCCAACCGGCCCGGCUCUGGGGUCGUGCCAAGGCUGCCGGGCCUGGACAGAGGAUGCCCGGCAGCCUGACCAGGAACGGACACCGGACGGUGCCCCCCGCCGGGGUGGUCUCGCGAAUAAAGACACGUGGUGGGUC
Molecule: messenger RNA, 641 nt
Organism: Tachyglossus aculeatus (Australian echidna)
Lineage: Eukaryota; Metazoa; Chordata; Mammalia; Monotremata; Tachyglossidae
Gene: ANAPC15
Product: anaphase promoting complex subunit 15
Exons: 4
Coding region: 53-418 (121 amino acids)
Biological process (GO): regulation of mitotic cell cycle spindle assembly checkpoint
Cellular component (GO): anaphase-promoting complex
Source: RefSeq, a predicted model, not a curated record